This is a messenger RNA of Mya arenaria, 2673 nucleotides long. RefSeq lists its product as uncharacterized. Gene Ontology annotation, biological process: DNA integration. Gene Ontology annotation, molecular function: nucleic acid binding. NCBI's taxonomy places the organism in Eukaryota, Metazoa, Mollusca, Bivalvia, Myida, Myidae. The record is from RefSeq and is a predicted model, not a curated record. Bases 1 to 2673 code for a protein of 890 amino acids. The transcript has 3 exons.
AUGUAUGUACAGCAAGGGUGCAAUGUUCAGGUGGAGCAUCCUGAUGGCUACCAGAGAUUUAAAGAGGAAAACCAUGUGGUCAGGAGAAGUGAUCGCCUAUGGUCUGGCCUCUCAGUUAAUCUUAUCAUCGAGCAGAUAAUGAUGAGGAGUACGAAGACCAGUGGUGGCCUCACAAGAGGGCGAGGGAUGACACAGCAGCAGCGUGUGUUAUGGCUCCUUGCUAUGUCAACUUGUAAUGAAGUCAACAAUGCCAUACCAGAGCUAACAGGAGUCAACUACAACACUGGGUCUUGCAAGCUUCAUUUGAAGCAGGAUGCUAUCCCUGUUGUGAAUCCUGCAAGGAGGGUACCUGAAGCAUUACGUAACCGACUUCAUGAAGAACUGAAUCGAAUGGAGAGCGAUGGCAUAAUCGCCAAGGUUAACACCCCGACUGAUUGGGUCAACUCCCUUGUUGUAGUAGAAAAACUAAAAACUGGUCAAUUGAGAAUAUGUCUAGACCCAAAAGCAUUGAAUGAGGCAAUACGUAGACCGCACUACCCUAUGCCGACACUUGACGACGUGACAGUACAGUUAGCUGGUUGUCAAUACUUUAGUCUUUUAGACAUAACUCAUGCUUACUGGAGCAUUAGACUGGACGAAGAGUCGUCAUAUUUGACAACGUUUAGCACCCCGUUUGGUAGAUACAGAUUCACCAGUCUUCCUUAUGGUCUCUGUUGUAGUCAAGAUGUAUUUUGUCAAAAAGUAGACGAAAUCUUUGGAGACAUGACAGGUGUCAAUGCAAUUGUUGACGACAUAUUGAUAUAUGGUCGGACAAGAGCAGAGCACGACAACAAUCUGAAAGCAGUACUAGACCGUGCCCGCGACAAAGGCAUUCGAUUCAACGUAGACAAAUGCCGCAUAGGACUGUCAGAGAUACCUUAUUUUGGUCAUAUGGUUACAUCAUCAGGGCUGAAAGCAGACACAGCCAAAAUAGAGGCAAUUGGGAAAAUCAAAACACCCAAAAAUCGUGCAGAGCUAGAGACAUUUCUUGGUAUGGUGACAUAUCUACAGAAAUUUGCCCCAAAUCUCUCCGAAAUUACAAGCCCAAUGAGAGAUUUACUUAAAAAGGACAUAGAGUUCGUCUGGGACCAACCUCAAAUUAACGCAUUCACAAAGGUCAAGCAGGUUAUCACAAAAAGCCCAAAUCUAGCUUAUUUUGAUCCAAAGAAGCCAGUUUAUCUUGAAUGCGACGCUUCUAUGAAUGGAGUGGGUGCAGCCAUUAUGCAAGAUGGUCGACCCAUAGCUUAUGCAUCUAAGACAUUGACGCAAACGGAACGCAAUUAUGCAAACAUUGAGCGUGAAAUGCUAGCCAUUGUGUUUGCAUGUCAGCGUUUUCACCAAUACAUAUAUGGUAGACAUGUAAUUGUACACUCUGACCAUAAGCCCUUGUCUGCAAUCAUGAAAAAGCCUUUGCAUGCAGCACCACCGCGUUUGCAGAGGACGAUGCUUAGUUUGCAAAAGUAUGACAUUGACGUAAGACAUGUAAGCGGGAAAAACGUUCCCAUCAGUGAUCUCUUGUCACGGAAACCUAUGUCAGAUAGUUCCGAAAUAAAAGGUCUUGACCUACAUGUUCAUACCGUGCUUUCAAGCAUGAGAUAUACUGACCGCAGUAUUGAAAAUGUGAGAAAGGAAACAAAGACCGACCUACAAAUGCAGGCAUUGAAACGGACUAUAGUUCAAGGAUGGCCAGAUUCUAGAUCAGAUUGCCUAGAACUGGUGCAUGAAUUUUUCAAUCACAGGGACGAAUUAUCAGUUGCCGAUGACCUAAUUUUCAGAGGUCAAACCUUGAUCAUUCCCAAGUCACUCAGACAGCACAUGAUUGAGCAAGUACAUUUAGGUCAUAUGGGCACUGACAAAAGCCUACAGAGAGCCAAGGACGUGAUGUUUUGGCCAGGCAUGAGCAAACAAAUAAAUGACUUCGUUUUGAACUGUAAAAUUUGUUUGUCACGCAGAAACUCAAAUCAAAAAGAGCCCAUGACAACCCACGACAUCCCAAAAGGACCAUGGCAAGAAGUUGCCACUGAUUUGUUCCAUUUUGAUGGAAAUGAGUAUUUACUUGUCGUUGAUUAUUAUAGCAGAUAUUUUGAAAUAGACAAGCUGCCUGACACAAAAUCAUCGACUAUUGUCAGAAAACUCAAAUCACGUUUCAGUACACACGGAAUACCAAUGCGUAUUUUCAGUGACAAUGGACCUCAGUACACAUCUGAGACUUUUAAGACAUUCGUCGAUGCGUGGCACAUUGAACAUGUCACAUCAAGCCCACGACAUCCAAAUUCUAACGGACUUGCAGAACGUACUGUACAGACUGUAAAACGACUGCUAGUAAAGGCCAAAGACAGUGGUCAUGACCCAUAUCUAGCAUUGCUAGAAUACAGGAAUACACCGAUGUCAGAUUGUAAGCAAUCACCUGUGCAAUUGCUUAUGAGCAGAAGAACAAGAUCUGUUUUACCUACAACAAUAUCUCAUCUGCUACCUAAACCUGUAAACUCUAAAAUGGUACCCAGCUGUGCCAACUCUCAGCAGUCUAAUUACCCUGAAGAGAUUCCCCAAAACUCCCCUGCCCCUUAUCAGACACGAUCUGGUAGAAUAGUGCAACCAAGUCAAAGAUACAAUCACGAUGAUUGGGUUAAAUGA